GCUAUGUUUCACUCAGCAGUACAACCCCUCCAACAAUCGCGGAGUCCUGGUGGGCGAAUAUACACUGCUGAUCCUGGUCCAUAUCGAUCGUCAGAGAUCCCACCUCUACCUUCGCUAUCCAUUGCUACGGGUCCUAACCUGCCCAAACCCGCAAACGUUGAGUCCAGCAGUCAGACUAGUUCGGGACCUGUCCCUGGAAGUCCUCUUCGGAGUCUGGGGGCAUUAUCCCAUCAAGCCGAUCGAUUGGUCACAGCUCAGCCAACCUACCCGAGGAUUGAGCAACAAUCACCAAUAUAUGGCUAUGGGCAUUCACAGCCGCCAUUGCAGCGUCCGGCUGUACCUAGAGGUCUCCCAGCUGGACUACAAGGAGGUUACGGCCAUGAGACUCAAAUGCAUGGCCCCCACGAAGGGUACCAGGCAGGGCAAGCUCCAUAUCAAGUUCAAGUCAAUACUGAAGUGCCCAUGGUGAUACCACUAGACGAUCAGUCAGCUUCUCGCUUGGCCGAUGAAAAGCGCAAGCGCAACGCAGGUGCCUCUGCACGUUUCCGAGCUCGAAGGAAAGAAAAGGAGAAGGAGGCAUCCCAGACCAUUUCAGGUUUGCAGCGAGAGCUUCGGGAUCUGAUCGAGGACCGCGACUACUAUCUAUCGGAAAGAAAUUACUACCGUGACCUUGCAGCGAGGCAUGUUCCUUCUGCACAACUAUUGCAACGUCCUCCUUCCCCGCAGCACCUGCGACCUGCAGUGUCGACAGCCCCUACCUCGACAAGCGGUGGGAGCCCCGAACCUUUUAUCUCAGAAGAUCCGUAUCACGAUUAUCCUGAAGCAGGUUCUUCUGCCCAACGACGCCGUACAGGCGACUAUCAACCGUCCUUCGCAGGGUCUCACACGCAUUCACCAUCUCUACCUGCUUAUACCACAGGAUUUAUGGCCCAACCACCAGCACCACUCCAUGCUCUGCCUCCUCCACCUAUGACGAACACCUACGCCCCACCACCAAGGUCUCUGCCUCAUGGACCUCCACCUCCUUCUGUUACCCGAUCGCAAUCCUACGACCCUUUUCGGAGAGAUCCCUACGAUCCAAACUGGCAUUCCGGCCGAUAAUGCACAGGAGACUUUUUUCAUUUCCUAGGAACACUACACAUUUCUCUUUCAUAUCCGAGACGACGAUACCUAGAACGAUGACUAUGAGGGCAACCUCACGAGGCAGCAUCCAAUGCCUGUUAGGGCGAGACAUGAUUCACGAAUGACCGAUGAACACGGGAUGCUCAAACUGUCGUCACAAGGGCACAUUUUCAAGGCCGCUUUGCAUAUAAGUUGGGAGAUGACACAAUGUUGGGAUCAUCUUUCUUGGACUAAUAAUCCCCUUUUUUCAUUUGUGCUGAGCUUUUACAAAGAUACCCCCACUUACCUUGUGUUUCUUGAGUAAUACAUUUUAUUUUAAUCUGCGCGAUGGGAUCGGGAUACCAAAAGAGAGACGGGGGCUGCAACGCCACAAGCACUGCAGGAAAGGCUUUGGGGUUUUGGAUUGGCGUUGUUUUGGGCGAUAUCUGAAUCACCAUGGCGAGGGUGACUGUAC
This is a messenger RNA of Exophiala viscosa, 1576 nucleotides long. RefSeq lists its product as uncharacterized. Gene Ontology annotation, biological process: regulation of DNA-templated transcription. Gene Ontology annotation, molecular function: DNA-binding transcription factor activity. NCBI's taxonomy places the organism in Eukaryota, Fungi, Ascomycota, Eurotiomycetes, Chaetothyriales, Herpotrichiellaceae. The transcript has a single exon. The coding region runs from base 4 to 1101 and encodes 365 amino acids. The record is from RefSeq and is a predicted model, not a curated record.